Messenger RNA from Mercenaria mercenaria, 3440 nucleotides. RefSeq names its product isochorismatase domain-containing protein 1-like. The transcript is spliced from 5 exons. Gene Ontology annotation, cellular component: cytoplasm. The coding region runs from base 40 to 630 and encodes 196 amino acids. The record is from RefSeq and is a predicted model, not a curated record. NCBI's taxonomy places the organism in Eukaryota, Metazoa, Mollusca, Bivalvia, Venerida, Veneridae.
UUCAAUCAAUCACAUCUCUAGAUCAUGUGACUGUUUAAAAUGGCGAAGCUCGGCAACAUUAUUGCCGGUAAAACUGUAUUCUUUUGUUGUGACAUGCAGGAGAAAUUCAGACCAGCGAUACAAUAUUUUUCAGAUAUUGUUACUUGUGCAAGCCGACUGCUGGAGGCAUCAAAGAUUCUAGAAAUUCCAGUUAUUGUAACAGAACAGUAUUCAAAAGGUCUAGGCAAGACUGUUUCAGAGCUUGACAUAUCACAUGCAGCAGGAGUAUUUGACAAGACAAAGUUUAGUAUGGUUCUACCAGAGGUGGAGGAGAAGAUGAAGCACCUGUGUGAGGGAGAUGUGACACAUGUUGUUCUGUUUGGGAUUGAGGCUCAUGUUUGUGUUCAGCAGACAGUGAUAGACUUGCUAGAGAAACGUAUAGUGGUCCAUGUGAUAGCUGAUGCUUGCUCAUCUAGAAGUCAGAUGGACAGACAGUUUGCAUAUGAGAGAUUUCGUGCUAUGGGAGCUACUGUGACAACUAGUGAGGCCAUACUUUUACAGCUUGUUGGGGAUAAAAAUCAUCCCAAAUUCAAGGAAAUACAAGGACUUAUAAAAACCAGUGCACCCACAUCAGGGCUUGUCAAACUUUAAUAUACAGUAUCAGUUUCAAAGGUGAUUUUGAAAUAGGCUUAAUAGCAGACUGCUUGGCUUAAAUUAACUGAGCUGUUAUGGUCUGCAUGUGAAUAUGGAACAAAGCCAACUACAUUAUGUAUACAGAAGGUUGUGUAAAGUUUGACCAAUGUGGACAAAAUGCCAUCUUUUUUUUUUCAAACAUGAUAUCCAUAUUUUCAUACAUUUAGUGAAAGAAAUGACAGUUAUCACCAUGAGAAAAAGAGUUAGUUUUACCUUGACUGUUCAAAGAAUAGGUAGAGCUAUUGCACUCGAACAGUUGUCGCCAUCUGAUUCCAGAUUUAGUUAAGUUUUGUAUUUAAGCUGGCACCUCUGUGUGAGGGAAUGGAUUGAAAAGACACAGGUUUCGUAAGCCAACUUUGCAUUUUAACAAACUUAUGCCCUUUUGACAUUGUAAGCUGGUAUGUCAGUAACUACUCGUGGGAAUGGAUUGAAACAUAAAAUACUAAGUCUUGUACCCUUUAAUAAUUUGAUGUGUAAUUUAGAAUAUGCUAUCUCAGUUGUCAUCAUAAGAGGGGAAGUUCUACAGUCAAAACUGUUGCCCUUUUUGCCCUUGGUUAUGAUUUUACUAUUUUGUUAAUAACAUGGAUUUUUAAUACAAAAUUGUUGCUGUCUUGCAACAGCUUUUCAUGUUGAUUUUUAGCUCACAUGUCACAAAGUGACAGUGUGAGCUUUUGUGAUCGUGCAGCGUCCGUCGUCCGUGCGUCCGUCCGUCCGUGCGUCCGUGCGUAAACUUUUGCUUGUGACCACUCUAGAGGUCACAUUUUUCAUGGGAUCUUUAUGAAAGUUGGUCAGAAUGUUCAUCUUGAUGACAUCUAGGUCAAGUUCGAAACUGGGUCAACUGCGGUCAAAAACUAGGUCAGUAGGUCUAAAAAUAGAAAAACCUUGUGACCUCUCUAGAGGCCAUAUUUUUCAAAAGAUCUUCAUGAAAAUUGGUGAGAAUGUUCACCUUGAUAAUAUCUAAGUCAAGUUCGAAACUGGGUCACGUGCCAUCAAAAACUAGGUCAGUAGGUCAAAUAAUAGAAAAACCUUGUGACCUCUCUAGAGGCCAUAUUUUUCAUUGGAUCUGUAUGAAAGUUGGUCUGAGUGUUCAUCUGGAUGAUAUCUAGGUCAAGUUUGAAACUGGGUCAGCUGCGUUUAAAAACUAGGUCAUUAGGUCUAAAAAUAGAAAAACCUUGUGACCUCUCUAGAGGCCAUACUUUUGAAUGGAUCUUCAUGAAAAUUAGUCAGAAUGUUCACCUUGAUGAUGUCUAGGUCAGGUUCGAAACUGGGUCACGUGCCAUCAGAAACUAGGUCAGUAGGUCAAAUAAUAAAAAAAACCUUGUGACCUCUCUAGAGGCUAUAUUUUUCAUGGGAUCUGUAUGAAGGUUAGUCUGAAUGUUCAUCUUGAUGAUAUCUAGGUCAAGUUCGAAACUGGUUCAGCUGUGGUUAAAAACUAGGUCAGUAGAUCUAAAAAUAGAAAAACCUUGUGACCUCUCUAGAUGCCAUAUUUUUCACAAGAUCUUCAUGAAAAUUGGUCUGAAUGUUCACCUUGAUGAUAUCUAGGUCAAGUUCGAAACUGGGUCACGUGCCAUCAGAAACUAGGUCAGUAGGUCAAAUAAUAGAAAAACCUUGUGACCUCUCUAGAGGCCAUAUUUUUCAUGGGAUCUGUAUGAAAAUUGGUCUGAAUGUUCAUCUUGAUGAUAUCUAGGUCAAGUUCGAAACUUGGUUAGCUGCGGUCAAAAACUAGGUCAUUAGGUCUAAAAAUAGAAAAACCUUGUGACCUCUCUGGAGGCUAUACUUUUGAAUGGAUCUUUAUGAAAAUUGGUCAGAAUGUUCAUCUUGAUGAUAUCUAGGUCAAGUUCGAAACUGGGUCAUGUGCCAUCAAUAACUAGGUCAGUAGGUCAAAUAAUGAAAAAACCUUGUGACCUCUCUAGAGGCCAUAUUUUUCAUGGGAUCUGUAUGAAAGUUGGUCAGAAUGUUCAUCUUGAUGAUAUCUAGGUCAGGUUCAAAACUGGGUCACAUGAGGUCAAAAACUGGGUCACUAUGUAAAAUAAUAGAAAAAAAUGAUGUCAUACUCAGUUCAAAACUGGGUCAUGUUGGGACAGGUGAGCGAUUCAGGACCAUCAUGGUCCUCUUGUUCUCAUUUUAAAUUCUUGUUUAACAGAAUCAAAGGGGGACUUUCUCCACCUUGGUCAAAUGAUGCACGAGCGAUUUUAUCAAAAGAAAAUGCAGUGCAUUGACCUUUGGGCAGAUAUAUGCCAGUUAAUAUAUAUUUUGAUACACAUUAUCUCAGAUUGUAAUCUAUUAUCUGACUUGUAUCAUAUUUAUUUAUUGACACAAAGUGUGUAUGAAUUGUCUGCAUUUUAUUUCCAACAUAAUAUGAAAUAACAAUGUGCAAGAAAAUGUAAUGUGUUUACAAUAUCAUUUGAAGUAACACUAUAAUAGUAUAAAGGCCUUAUAAUGUGACAUGUUGCAUUAGUACCUCAGAAACAAACAUCUUUGUUUGCUUAUUAGAAGCAUUUUAUAAUGUAUUUAGUCAUAACUCAUAGAAAUAAAGGCAAUACCUAGCUCAUAAUCUCAAAACAUGCACAACGGAUAACUUCAUUUUUCAUAGAAUGAUAAAACUUUUGCUGGCUAGAAGGUAUUACGAAACAUACUGGCAUACUGACACUUCAUCGAGGCUUGUCAUCAAAAGUUUGACAUCAUAUUCUUGACCAUGAACAAUAAUAAUAAACAUAUCAGUAUUGUAACUAAAAAUUUCAAAAAUAAAAUGGAACAAAAGUCAAUCA